This is a messenger RNA of Fraxinus pennsylvanica, 765 nucleotides long. NCBI's taxonomy places the organism in Eukaryota, Viridiplantae, Streptophyta, Magnoliopsida, Lamiales, Oleaceae. The record is from the annotation of a GenBank genome assembly.
AUGGAGCUAAUCUCUGGAUAUUCUGCAUUGUCGGUAAAAAUGGCGGAUCAGACCCUUAUGGCUUCCAUUUUGGCUCUUCUUUUUGGGUUUGUGGUGUUGUAUCGUUUGGUUUUCAAGAAAAACGGAGAGACAAAAUCAGAAUCAGAAUCCUCAGCCGUCACCACCACCACCGUCAUUUCCAGAUCUAAGAACGGUGCCGACGUCGAUGCUGACGUCAUAAUUGUCGGUGCAGGCGUCGCCGGCUCUGCCCUUGCUCACACCCUUGGAAAGGAUGGACGCAGGGUGCAUGUGAUUGAAAGGGACUUGAAAGAGCCCGACAGAAUUGUUGGAGAACUUCUACAACCAGGUGGCUACCUCAAACUAAUUGAGUUAGGACUUGAAGAUUGCGUGGAGGAAAUUGAUGCUCAAAAGGUGUUUGGUUAUGCUCUGUUCAAGGAUGGAAAAGCCACUCGACUUUCUUAUCCUUUGGAGAAAUUUCACUCUGAUGUAUCUGGAAGGAGCUUUCACAAUGGACGCUUCAUACAGAGGAUGCGCGAAAAAGCUGCAUCUCUCCCCAUUGUUCAAUUGGAGCAAGGGACUGUCACGUCUCUUCUUGAAGAAAGUGGGACCAUUAGAGGUGUCCAAUACAAAAAUAAAUCUGGUGAGGAGUUGAAAGCGUAUGCACCUCUAACUGUCGUAUGUGAUGGCUGCUUUUCUAACCUGCGACGCUCUCUUUGCACUCCGAAGGUGAGGGUUACUAAACUUUUCAUUUUUCUAUUAGUUUGA